AUGCAGUUUACAAGAAGAAGAUUCCCACCACGAGAAGCUCUAGAGAUGCCGGCAGCAGAACUGAACCGAACCGGUCGGAGAAAUCACGGGUCGAGUCUAAGGACCAGGCUGGCUUGCACGUGUUCAGGUCGGCCUGGCUCGGCUCGGUGCGUUCGGCACGGUUAUAUUGUUCCCAGCAGAGAGAAGCUGAUAAGGAGAGCAAGUGACGGAAACAGAGAAAUAUUAAAGAGAGCCUUGAUGCCGUCUAGCCAUCAUCGGAUGAGUCACCGGCGGUGGAAUUUCCGGCCAACUCCAAGCCGACUCUGUAAUAUGUCUUCUACUUGAUCUAUCUCUAUUUUCUUUUCUUGAAAAAUCAUUCUCGGUUUUGCUCAAAAUUACCAUACAAAACCUUUUUUACUUCAUGUUAUCAAGUAUAAAUUUUUGGAUGGUUUGAUGUAUCGGGAAGACUUUUUUUAUUUCCAGAUCCAAUCAGAUAACAAUAUGAUCUGUUUAAUGAAGUUAAGUAUUUAAGUAUUUAAUAAAAAUGUUUAUGUUGUUCAGGCU
This is a messenger RNA of Brassica napus (rape), 543 nucleotides long. RefSeq lists its product as uncharacterized. The record is from RefSeq and is a predicted model, not a curated record. The coding region runs from base 1 to 324 and encodes 107 amino acids. The transcript has a single exon. Lineage: Eukaryota; Viridiplantae; Streptophyta; Magnoliopsida; Brassicales; Brassicaceae.